Molecule: messenger RNA, 5537 nt
Organism: Lottia gigantea (owl limpet)
Lineage: Eukaryota; Metazoa; Mollusca; Gastropoda; Lottiidae
Exons: 2
Coding region: 1-4812 (1603 amino acids)
Source: RefSeq, a predicted model, not a curated record
AUGGGUAUUGGAAGAGGUAAUGGUAAUGUUCAACGACGAUUUCCACAAACACCAAACACAGUGUCGAUCAACCCAGAACGUCUAGAACCAUUCGGUGGGAAACUUGGGGGAAUGCAACAACCAAUGAUGACUAUUGACAACAACCCGAACGUAAUGUCUGGGAUCGGCGCAGGUGUCCUCUUGAACCAACUUGAUUAUCCUUCUGCAAAUAUCAACAAUGGGGGGUCCAAUGCUAUCGUUGGUCCAUUCAUACAAUCUCCAGCUACAACAGGUGGCGCUAUGAGCAACACUGGUCAGAUAUUAGCAGCGUCGCCGAAUGCCGUUCCCCAACAACAAGUAGCAAUGUCAAACGUUUUGAACACCCAACAAGAGCAACUGGCUCAAAAUGGAAUCAUAGGUCCAGUACAAGCAACAAAUGUAAUGAAUGUACCCCAACAGCAAUUUGGAGCAACUUUGACAACAAACGUCGGACCAUCCGUCGAGUUCGCACAACAAGUUCCAAAUGUAGCAAUGCUUCAAGCAACAAAUGGAAUGCUUCCACAACAACAGCUUGGAGCAACAAUGAUAGCAAAUGAACAACUUCCAAAUGUAGCAAUGGGACAAGCACAAACGCCACAAGCAAUAAAUGCUAUGGCACCACAACAACAACUUGGAGCUAUGGUUACAACAAACGUCGGACAAUUUCCAAAUGUAGGAAUGGGCCAAGCUCAAACUCUCCGAGCAACAAACAUAAUGGCUCAACAACAACAACUUGGAGCAAACGCGGGGCCAUCCGUAAUAGAAGGCGCACAACAAAUUCCAAAUGUAGCUUUUCGUCAAACUCAACCUUUAGGAGCAACAAAUAUAAUGACUCCACAACAACAACUCGGAACUACGGUUACAAACGUCGGACCAUCCGUAGUUGAUAUCGCACAACAAGUUCCAAAGGUAGCAAUGGGUCAGACACAGACGCUUCGAGCAAUAAAUGCUAUGGUACCACAACAACAACUUGGAGCUAUGGUUACAACAAACUUUGGACCAUCCGCUGUCGAGAUCGGACAACGACUUUCAAGCGCAGCAAUGGGUCAAGCAAACACUCUUCGAGCAACAAACAUAAUGGCUCAGCAACAGCAACUUAUAGCAAAUGCGGCCCCACCCGUCAUAGAAGUCGCACAACAACUUCCAAAUAUAGCAAUGGGUCCAGCACAAACCCUCCAGGCAAUAAAUAUAAUGACCCCGCAAAAACAGCUUGGAGCUACGAUUACGACAAACGCCGGACCAUCCGUAGUAGAGAUUGGACAACAACUUCCAAAUGCAAUAACGGAUCAAGCGCAAACGCUCCAGGCAAUUAACGUAAUGACACCGCAACAACAGCUGGGAGCUACGAUUACGGCAAACACCGGAUCGCCCGUUAUUGAAGUCACCCAACAACAACUUAAUGUAGCAGCAGAUCCAUUACAAACCCUUCAAGGAUCGAAUACAAUAGCAACAACCAAUGCAGUUGGAGAUCAAAUGCAGCAGCAGACUAUGUUGAAUCAAUUUGGGCCGGCACCACAGAUAACAGUAUCCGAUCCACGGCUGCUGAAUUUAGAUAACGCCAUAGCAUCCACCCAACAGCAGCUCACGGCAAUCCAAAAUGGAAUAGCCGAAGCUAAACUACAAGAACAGAUCAUUGAAGCGAAUAAUAAAGCUGCACAACAGGCCCAGGCCCAGCUUAGAAUAGGUGAAUUGGGAUCUAUUGCCAUAAAUCCCACUCAACAGCAACUGAUUAAUGCUGGUAAUACCAUUGAUGUUCAGCAGCAAACGAUGGGGUCAGCAGAACAAUUGCAACAACAACAGUUUUUGGAAAUGAACAAUGCAAUCCAAAAUCAGGCAGCCAACGCUGUAUCGCCAUUUCCACAACAACAACAACAACAACAACCGAAUUUAGCUGAAAGGUUUGUACAACAGCCACAAAACUUAAACAAUGCUGGUCUGGGGUCAGCAGAACAAUUGCAACAACAACAGUUUUUGGAAAUGAACAAUGCAAUCCAAAAUCAGGCAGCCAACGCUGUAUCGCCAUUUCCACAACAACAACAACAACCAAAUUUAGCCGAAAGGUUUGUACAACAGCUACAAAACUUAAACAUUGCUGGUCUACAACAGCAAGUCAUGUCAAAUACAGCCCCAAUGCAGCAAGAUAUUUCAAAUUUAGUAGGGCAGCAGACUCAAAACUUAGACAUGAACAACAUGGUUCAAAAUCCUGUUCCAGAAAUUAUUACACAGCCGCUUCAGCAACAAAUUGUUGAUGUAAAUAACGCAGUCGGACAGCAAGGUCAAUUCCGAUCUUCUGAAAUCGGACCCAAUAUGGUCCUUGAUCCAUCCCAGCAGAUGGCGGCUGAUAUUGCGAUGCAACAGCAACUUGGAUCAAAUAUUGUCAAUGACCCAGUCUCCGUAAAUUUGGAUCAACCUCAAGGGUUAAAUGUGAUGCCCGAAGCCGUUCAACAACCCCAAACCAUGGCAGGUGCGUCCAAUAUGCUGAUGGCGGAACAGUUUGGUCAAAUGACACAGCCACAGACACUUGUGGAUAUGACCAAUACACUGAAUCCAGAACAACAGAUGGGAUCAGCUAUUACCGGAUCUAACAUAGUCAUUGAUCCUUCACAACAACAGCCAAUUGAUCUCAACAUUGCUGCAGAAGCUCAACCACAAACAAUCGGAUCAGUUACGGAUCCCAGUCAGCAAGCGGCUGGUGAAAUGGCAAAUGCAGCAGGUUCUACAGAGCAGCUUAUGGGCACCUCACCAGGGCAACAAACCUCAUUUGGUCCAAAUCCAAUGACCUUUCAACAACAAAUGAUUAAUCCAAAUGCUCCGUUUGAUCAUCUGUGGCAAUUUGGUUCCAUGCAAGGUGGAAUGCCUUAUAUCGAUCCCUUGCAGGAACUUGCACUUGUCCGAGAUCCCUACGCUCAAGAAAUCGUUUAUUCCAAUCAAGCCAUGCCUCCAACAUUUGUAAAUGGAGUGCCACUGCCAAACGGACAGCCACUUGUCGAACAACGACAAGUUCAAACAGGACAGUCGGAAAUUCCUGCAUCAUCCCAGCAAAGCGCAUCAGCUCAAGGCGGUUUUACAGCCCAACAACAGACAUUGAAUCCACAGGAGCAACAGACUGGUGUCGUUGGCGGUCAGCUCGGCCCUUGGAAUCAAAUACAGUCCCAACAGACUCCUUGGUUAUCAAAUCUACAACCGGAUCCAAAUCAGCCAUAUAUGAUCAAUGACCCGUCGCUGUCUGGCGUACAACAAGUACUUCAACAAAAUUCCCAACCGUCUAAUGCUGCCGUGUCAAAUUUACAACAAACUGGUGCUAUAGUUGCGAAUACAAUGCAACAAUAUCAACCACCACAGACCGUACAGAUUGUAGACACAGUUCAGCAACCCCAGGUUGCUGGUACCCAAAUUACCUCACCAGCUCAAAGCCAGAAUACAGCAUCAGGGAACGCCAACAUCGCUUCUUCCUCUCAGCUUCCCGUGGCUUCUUUGGGCACACCAGCUGCAUCUGCAUCUUCACCUGGUUCUUCAGGCACCAUUCAGCAAAAUGCACAACUUUCGGAUCAAUCACUUCAGUAUCGUCAAGCCAUUUUGGACAGCAUCCUUAGUUCCCUUCAACCACAAGUGGUUUAUAAUCCAUUGAGUGGUCUUGACGUUCCAGUAGACUCAUCAGCGUCUACAACAGCUACACAAACCAACCAAGCAACACUAACAGCUGCUGCAGGAGGAGCUUCUCAGGUGGUCCAGAAGGAAUCCGCACUACCACCAGCCAUGUCUGCACCACUUCAAGCUGAAAUUGGGAAGCAGCCGACAAGUCCUCAACCAACCUUCACUGUUUCGGAUGUUAUAAAAUCUUUAGCAACCGGAGGUCAAGUGUCUAAUCUCCCGGAUCAACAAACUAUCUUAGCUGACAAGAAAACAUCAAAUGCCCGAGCGAAUCAACAAAUACUCAUUUCAAAUCAAUUUGAUAUGACCGCAUUGACCACCCCUUCACCAUUACCAGUGGCCACAUUUAGUCCAGCCCAAGAUGCAGGCCAACUAGUGUAUGGUACGCAGCCCAGGGGAUCCAUUAUUCAGCCAGUGUAUACUCCUUCUGCUUUCGUGCCAAGGAACGAUUUCUGGAGCGAAAUGGCUUUAGCAUCCGCUAUUUUCAAUCAUCCAAAGCAGCCUUUGACACCAAAACAAGAUCAACAAAAAGUCCAAAAGGGUAAGCAGCAGGAGAAGCAAUUCAACUCUCUUCUUCAAUCGUUGAUGCUGGCUUCGCUACUACCAGAGAACAAUGCUGUUAAACAGGCCCCAUCGGGUUUCAAAACGUUGCCAGUUGUUACACGCGGUGACCUAUCGGACUCCAAAACGUUGCCAAUUGUUACACGCGGUGACCUAUCGGACUCAAAAACGUUGCCAAUCGUUACACGCGGUGACCUAUCGGGCUCCAAAACGUUGCCAGUCGUUACACCCGGUGACCUUGAUCAAGUUUUGUCUGCAUCAAACAAGCUCAACUCAUCAAAACCAAUAACUACAUUUUCAAAAACCGCCACGUUAAACUCUCUUCUUGGAAUGACCCCAUCAACGCAACAAAAUAGUGGUACUUUCACAACAAAAAUAGCCUCUUUAUCCCAACAAACUACGUCGCUAGGGAUCACCCUGGCGCCAGUAACACUACCAUCACCCUCACUGCAGAACCAGCGGACCACUAUCAGCCAAUCUGUGGUGCGGAGAAAUCAACCUGAAACUAGUUUCACACCACAAUCUCCACGCAUGGAUUUUUCAACGGGUAGAAAACGAUCAACUCAAGUGAUGGCGAUGUGAUCUGGACUCAAAGAGAAUUUUUUUUUUACAAAUUAGGCCUCAUGUUUACAACGUUAUAUUGUGAAAUCGGACGGAAUGUUGUGAGAUAGAAAAAUAUGAAAAGCAUAGAUCUAUUGAGGGAAUGUUGAGUCAAUAAGCUCAAUCGCACAGAGCAUUGGAUGUUGUGAAGUACAAUUUCAAUUUGAAUUAUUGCUUAAUCUAACGUUGGAUUCCAACCUUAAAGAUAUCCCUCGGAAUUCCAUUUUGCUCUUUCUGAAUUAAAGGAUAACCCGCACAAUUUGAAGUUUUUGGUAGUUAAAAUUUGAAAAAAAGGAUGAUUUCGAAAAUUUCUGGUUAAAAUUAUUAAGUCUCUAAAGUUAUAUAAUAUAGACAUUUUAGCUUACUGAAAUAGAUUAGAACCUUAAUUUGAAGAUCUAAAAUUAAAAGAAAAAAAACUAAUUUUUUAAUUUUAAAGUUAAAUUUGUUGUAAAAGCCCUCAUUUCGAAGUUGAUGAGUCGUUAAAAUAUUGAAGCCUUCCACAUGUUUAAGGGUUGAUUAAAGUUAAAAGCCCCGACUAUUUAAAUAUUUUAUGUUAAAAUUUAAAGAUCUAUUUAUCAUCGUCACCCAUCUAUCAACAAACUACCGCCAUUAAUAACCCCUCCCUGUUCACUUUAAAUUUAUUGUAUUUACCCCCAUCGUGUAUAUAAUUUAUGUUCCUAUUUUUAAUAAACGGAUUUAUAUUUUGU